Messenger RNA from Penicillium expansum, 2820 nucleotides. RefSeq lists its product as uncharacterized. The record is from RefSeq and is a predicted model, not a curated record. The transcript has 2 exons. Gene Ontology annotation, biological process: nucleoside metabolic process. Lineage: Eukaryota; Fungi; Ascomycota; Eurotiomycetes; Eurotiales; Aspergillaceae. Gene Ontology annotation, molecular function: catalytic activity. Bases 1 to 2820 code for a protein of 939 amino acids.
AUGCUUCCGACCGAAUCGCUUGGGUGGAAUGGCCUCCAAACUCUCAAAUCACGCUUGUCUGACAGACUAGCGAGGUUUACGAGGAACAAAAUGCUUGACAGCCGCCCGCACAAGUUGCAGAACGAUGCCGCCUUCUUCGAGGCUGACCUGCGCCACAUCUUCACGAAAACACCGAUGGCUUUCAAUGUCUCGGAGCAUGACUACUACGAUAUGGACCAAAUGGCACAAAACCUUCUGGCCUCGCUAAACGAUAUGGUCAACAGAGAUCUUAUCGAGUCUUUGGAAGGAUCAAACAGUCAAGAAUCCAAAUCGCCUGAAAGUGGACAAUUCAAGCGUUCACGUACAGCCCCUCACGAUAUCAUGGUGCUUGGCGACAAGUACCCAAGACUGACUGCCCUGUUUGAAUUCUUGGAUAUUUCCCCGGACCAGUUCAAUUUAACAACCGGUCCAGGCUUAUUGUUAUUUUCACUGCCUCAAGGAGAGGCUGGCAAUAUUGCGAUGGGCCGCGUAACCAAAUGGAAAGCAUUCCUAGAACAAUACGCGGUUGGCACACAGAAAUCGCAGGGCUUUCAACUCACUUCCCUGCAACAGGAGGAAUUUUCGGCUCAAGAGCCAUCACAGGACCAGCCUGACUUGCGUCAAAAGCGGGCGAGCGCUGUGGUAGACACAAUAUUCAAGGAAUUUCGAUAUCAUAAUUGUGGAAAGGUACACGAAAUCAAGCUGAGAGUGUCGGACGACUGGCAAACUGGUCCCUACCAAACUGCCCUAGAAAUGUUCCUUUCUUCCUGUCCGGACGGAAAUGUCUGGCAGGAAGCCAAAUGUGGCUCAUUCCAUGUAACAAUUGAUGUUGCGGAGAAGGACAGCAUAUGUGCAGCGAUUCAACGAGCAAGGGGGCGGGGUAGAAAGCUCUAUGCUUUCGUUGACGAACGAGGGUUGUUCGAUAUUUCGGAUAAAAUGCCACCAAAAUUGUCGUCCUUGGAUAAAUUCACUGCAGAGUCCCUCGGUGAACUGCUCGAUCAACAGGCCUUCAGGCGCAUCACCCCGCGGGACUACCUCGAAGGUGCAACAAAGGAGAAGUUCAGUUCUCGGGAGAAGGCCACGCUAGCCCUUGCGCUUGCUAGAUGUCUGAUGGACUUCUUCGACGAGGAUCUUGAAUUGGCCUCGUACAGUUGGAAACCAGAAAGCAUAUUUUUCAUACGCUCUUCUGGCGCCCACGCGAGUAACCGCGUUCCAUAUAUCUCGCUUAGGCCGAAGCCUUCGGGUUAUCAAGCACCCGAUUUACUGAAGACAGUUGGACCCGGCAACCCAGUCCUCCUUUCAUUCGCUAGGCUCCUGCUUGAAAUUGACAAUGGCGAGCAUAUACCGAUGGAUAUCCACCCUGAAAGCAAAGCUAACAUAUCAAAAUGGGGCGAGAUGUGCGCCUUCGUUAACGUAGCAGAAAGAGAAGGGAGUGGCAACUACCUUAAGGCUGUGGAAGGGUGUCUGUAUCUGCAUAUGGCCUUGCCGAAAUCUCAUGACCAAACAACAGCCUCUGCUAGUGAGGUAUUGAGGAAGGUCAUUUACGACCAAGUAGUCCGGAAUCUUGAGCUCAUGGUGAACCCUCAAAGUUCGAAACGAAAACGACGCGAUUCAGUGUCCAGGCUUCCGCUUGCGAAAAAACUCACAAUCUCAUCGCCACCAGAUAUGGACUCAUAUGAGGUGCUACCCGGUCGCGCCAUUAACCUGUCCGCCAAGAGAACUGGGCGCCCCGCUAGCCGGGAUGAAUUUGAGAUUGCGAUAGUAUGCGCAUUACCGCUUGAAUACGAUGCCGUCUCUUUACUCAUGGACGAAUUCUGGGACGAGGACUGCGACUACUAUGGGAGGGCUAAUGGAGAUCCGAACACAUACACGACGGGACGCAUUGGAAAGUUCGACAUCGUUCUAGUACUUCUCCAAACCAUGGGGAAGGUCAGCGCUGCUGGCACAUCCGCCAGCCUUCGAUCGAGCUAUCCAGGAGUGAGGCUCAUCCUUGUGACUGGAAUUUGCGGCGGCGUGCCACAUCCAGAAGGGGACGAAGAGCUUCUCCUCGGCGACGUGGUCCUUAGCAAGUGCGUCGUGCAAUACGAUCUAGGCAGGCAAUAUCCCGACGAGUUCGUGAUGAGAGAUAUGGUGGAGGACAGCCUUGGCAGAGCCCCGAAGAACGUACGAAACUUGCUUGCUAUAUUCGAGACAAACCUUGGACGCGACAGACUAGAGCAAAAGACUGCUAUUCACCUCCAGAAAAUUCAAAACAGCCCCUCUCGAAGACGACGCAGAGCCAAAUACCAGUAUCCAGGAGCCGCCCAAGACAAGCUCUUCCAGUCAAACUACAGGCACAAACACCAUAUCUCCCCUCAAUGUCUCUGCGCAAAAAGCCGUGAAAAACAUGUCCUUGUUUGCAAGGAAUCCAAAGAUCUGUUCUGUGAUGAGCUCGGAUGCGACAACAAGUACCUAGUGCGACGGGAGCGCCUCGAGUCGAAGCUACAGCUAGAGCAGGAAGGGCGUGACCAGGAAGCCCAAGCCCCUUCAAUCUUUGUUGGGCGUAUCGGGUCAGGCGACACCGUAGUAAAGUCUGGCGAGGACCGUGACAGGAUUGCCAAGCGUCACAGGCUCAUUGCAUUCGAGAUGGAAGGUGCUGGGGUAUGGGAUGAGGUGCCCUGCAUCGUGGUUAAGGCUGUUUGUGACUACGCAGACAGCCACAAGAACAAGAUUUGGCAACACUUUGCAGCCGCGACGGCAGCAUCUGCCACGAAAGCGCUGCUGGAACGAUAUAUCCAGACGGACAAGACAUCGAGAAGUUAA